Tympanuchus pallidicinctus (lesser prairie-chicken) is the source of this 4263-nucleotide messenger RNA. It is a transcript of the gene RXFP1, whose product is annotated as relaxin family peptide receptor 1. The transcript is spliced from 18 exons. Gene Ontology annotation, biological process: G protein-coupled receptor signaling pathway. Gene Ontology annotation, molecular function: protein binding; G protein-coupled receptor activity. NCBI's taxonomy places the organism in Eukaryota, Metazoa, Chordata, Aves, Galliformes, Phasianidae. Gene Ontology annotation, cellular component: membrane. The coding region runs from base 519 to 2819 and encodes 766 amino acids. The record is from RefSeq and is a predicted model, not a curated record.
UAAACUGUACAAAAUAUUUAGUUUCAGACAGAGUUGCCUUAAUAAAAUGGUACUUUUCAGGCUUCUUGCAGUAUCGCAACUUUAAAAAAGAAAAAAAAAAAAAAAAACCCAGCAAAAUCUGGACUAUUGAUGACAAUGAUGACAGUUCUCUGGAUCUGGCUGUGUUUUGUGCAGCAGCAGCUCUCCCCAGGGUGGACUUGUGUCCAUGCACAGAGCCCAGCCUUCUCCUGCCACUGAGCAGAGCAGCCCCGGUGCGUGCGGCAGAGCUGAGGAGCUGGCGUGUCCCCCUGAAACUUUCUCCCCUAUCUCUGCUGUGAGGUGUGUUCGUGUGCCAAGGAGGGGGAGAGAGAGACCCAGUGCAAAGGAGAGCAAGCAAGGAAGCCAAGGGAGAGAAGGGAGCUUGUUUCAUGCACUGCUGAAGGCUGUCAGAGGCAGAGCGCAGCAGCAGCUCACCGGUGGGGUGCAAUUUAAGGGACAACGCUUAUUGACUUUAUUCACUGAAUUGCUGAAGGACAGAUAUGACAUCUGACUGGUGCAUCUAUAUAUUCUUGCUUAUUGGAACAAAGGUCGUUCGUGACACUUUGGAAGACCCUGUUUCCAGAGGCAGUGCCGCCUGCCCCUUGGGCUACUUUCCCUGUGGCAAUAUCACAAAGUGCUUGCCCCAACAACUUCACUGUAAUGGUGAGGAUGACUGUGGGAAUCAUGCUGACGAAGACAACUGUGAAGACAACAAUGGAUGGUCUCUGCAGUUCGACAAGCAUUACGCAAAGAGGAAAUACAGCAAAGUGAAAUCCCUGUACGCGUUUCAGACCAGGACAUCGGAGUGCUUGGCUGGUGCUGUACCAGCAGAAUGUACGUGCCAAGGGCUGGAGGUCUCCUGCGAUGCUGCCCAACUGCGUGCCGUGCCUUUGGUCCCUUCAAACAUCACCAUGAUGUCUCUUCAGAAGAAUCUGCUAAGGAAACUUUAUGCUGAUGUUUUCAGAAAAUACCAAGGCCUUAAAAACCUGUAUCUCCAGGACAAUAAAAUCAGAGCCGUGUCCAAACAUGCUUUCAAGGGUUUAUACAACUUGACAAAACUAUACCUGAGUAACAACAAGAUAACCAACUUGAAGCCUCACGUCUUUGAAGAUCUCCAUAAACUUGAAUGGCUGAUAAUUGAAAACAAUAGGAUAAAUCGGAUCUCUCCAUCGACGUUUUAUGGACUCAAAUCACUUAUUCUCCUUGAGAUGAUGAAUAAUUCUCUUGCUCAUUUGCCUGACAAACCUCUGUGCCAAUAUAUGCCGAGACUGAACUGGCUAGACUUAGAAGGCAACCAUAUUCAUCACUUAAGAAACGUCACUUUCAUCUCCUGCAGCAGUUUAACUGUAUUGGUGAUGAGGCAAAAUAAAAUCAGAUCUCUGAAUGAAAACAGCUUUUCUUCUCUCCAAAUGCUAGAUGAACUGGACUUGGCUAGCAAUGAGAUUGAAUCACUUCCUGCAUAUGUGUUUAAGGAUCUAAAGGAACUUUCACAACUGAACCUUUCUUACAAUCCAAUCAAGAAAAUACAAAUGGACCAGUUUGAUUUUCUAACCAAACUCAAAUCCCUCAGCUUGGAGGGCAUUGAAAUUGCAAACAUCCAGAGAAGAAUGUUCAUUCCACUUAGAAACCUUUCCCACAUAUAUUUCAAGAAGUUCCAGUACUGUGGAUAUGCCCCUCACGUGCGCAGCUGUAAGCCUAAUACUGAUGGGAUUUCAUCCCUGGAGAAUCUUUUAGCUAGCAUUAUACAGAGAGUGUUUGUCUGGGUUGUAUCUGCCAUCACUUGCUUUGGAAAUAUUUUUGUUAUCUGUAUGAGGCCUUACAUCAGAUCGGAAAAUAAGCUCCACGGCAUCUCAAUAAUGUCUCUCUGCUGUGCUGACUGUCUGAUGGGAAUAUAUUUAUUUGUGAUUGGAGCUUUUGAUCUUAAAUAUCGUGGAGAAUACAACAAGCACGCUCAGUUGUGGAUGGACAGUAUUCAUUGUCAAUUGGUGGGAUCGCUGGCUAUUCUGUCUACAGAGGUGUCAGUCUUACUGUUGACUUACCUGACUUUGGAGAAAUACAUCUGCAUAGUUUAUCCUUUUAGGUGUUUGAAGCCCAGAAAAUGCAGGACAAUUUCCAUUUUAGUUCUUAUCUGGAUAAUUGGGUUUGUUGUUGCUUUUAUUCCACUGAGCAAUAAGGAAUUUUUCAGGAACUACUAUGGCACCAAUGGCGUCUGUUUCCCUCUUCACUCAGAGCAAUCAGAAAGUUCAGGAAGUCAGAUUUAUUCUGUUGUCAUUUUUUUAGGUGUAAACUUGGCAGCUUUUCUCAUCAUUGUCUUUUCCUACGGAAGUAUGUUCUACAGUGUUCACCAAACAGCCAUUAUGGCUACUGAGAUUCAGAAUCAUAUCAAAAAAGAGAUGACACUGGCCAAACGUUUUUUCUUCAUUGUAUUUACUGACGCACUGUGUUGGAUACCCAUUUUUAUUUUGAAACUCCUUUCUUUACUGCAAGUAGAAAUACCAGGUACCAUAACAUCUUGGGUGGUGAUUUUUAUCUUGCCCAUAAAUAGUGCUCUGAAUCCUCUUCUCUACACUUUGACUACACGACCCUUCAAAGAGAUGAUUCACCAGUUCUGGUACAACUACAGACAAAGAAGAUCCAAAAGGGGCAAAGGCAGUCAGAAAGCUUACGGUCCGUCCUUCAUUUGGGUAGAGAUGUGGCCAACGCACGAAAUCACACCAAAGCUAACUAACCCUGUGCUUUGUACAGACUCCUCUGAAGCCUCUGUCACUACACAGUCAACAAGACUAAAUUCCUGCACGUAAAUACGUUUGGAAUCUUCACAGCGAUGUCUGCACGCCUGUGGAGUUGCUGCUUUGCAACAACGAUGACAAGCGAGGGAGAUACGACGCCUGGGCUCCUGCGCACCAGAACUCAAAGCAGGAGGAAGCACAGUGUGGCUGCUUGCAGGUAGAACCAAUGUAUCAAGUGUUAUUUCCACCUUGCAACAGUUCCUGCUAUUUUGACAACUCGUUCUAGUUCAGAAUGAGAAGUCAAUCUCUUCCUUCUUUUUUUUCCUCCAGCAAGCCAGGAGUGUGGGGAAAAAAAAAAAAAAAAAUGAAGUGAUAUUUAAAACAUCUCAUAUUGAAAUCACAGCAUUUCAAAAUCAUCUAUCUUUGGGGGAAAAAAGGCUAUUUUCAAUAAACUUUUUAUAGUUUAAAAAAAAUACCCAUUUCAACAGCUCUUUUAUUUUUCAGAGUUGACUGGUUUCAUCUUCAAAAUCAUACUCCUCUCGAGAUUUCUGAGUGGUAGACUUUUUAGACUGCAUACAGCUCUUAAAAGCUUUUGGGAAUAGCAGUAAGAAAAUAUUUUCAUUUCAUAAUUAGAUGACUUUAUUGUAUUUGUCAAGGUCAAAAAGGUGGAAACAUUAUUCCUUUUAUCAACCGUUUCACCCAUACAACUGUUGUAAUUCAAGCAGAAUCAGAAUAUUCUUUUUUAAAUGUGUUUCUCAACUGUGUGUCCUCCAGCUGUUAACUAGAGGAAAUUUCUCCUUUUGGAAGAGUUAGGAAGACCAAACUGAGCACCCCAAUAUCUUGACGCUGCUCUUCUCCUCACCAUUUCAUUAUGAGCUACACUAAAUAGCUCCCAACAGCUUACACACUUCAACAGGUUUUAGCCUUUAUCUAUCUCUGCAUGUUGAAUAACAGGAGGGUGCCAAAGAGAUGACUGUCAGUCUUAGUAAGCUUCAUCACAUAUACAUUCAGUCUCCUUGUAUACCUGAACAGAUGCAAUAUGGCUAAAAAAAUGUUAGGAACAGCACAGAUCUGCACUUUUUGGGCUGCUUUUUUCCUCCUUGUAAUAGAACAGCACAAUAAUGUCAUCAAGCUGAAACAAACCUCUGCACCCCAGAAAAAAGGUGUUAAGGAUAGAUGUAGAGGCAGUUCUUUUGCAUACACACACCUAAGAUCUUUUCCCUUAAGAAUUACUGUGAUUUCUUUUCUUCUUUUAGUACCACAUUCCCAGCCCAAUGGCUUGGAAGCCCAAGAAGGUAAAAUAAAUUCUUUUGUAUUGGUGAUUUGAAGCUUUUUAAAAUGAAGUUAAAAGAUACUUCUGGUGUUUGCACUUAACUUCUUAAUAAUGUAAGAAGUAGAAUUAAAAAUAGUGUGACUCACACUUCAGCUGUUUACAGAACUUUGGAUUAUCUUGAAAUCAAAAGUUAAGCAUCUACUGUAAGUUCAAUCAAAAUAAAAGAUUGUCCAUUGAACAAAA